Molecule: messenger RNA, 1281 nt
Organism: Stegastes partitus (bicolor damselfish)
Lineage: Eukaryota; Metazoa; Chordata; Actinopteri; Pomacentridae
Gene: vps26c
Product: VPS26 endosomal protein sorting factor C
Exons: 8
Coding region: 111-1004 (297 amino acids)
Biological process (GO): intracellular protein transport
Source: RefSeq, a predicted model, not a curated record
GAGAGAAGUUAAGCUAACAGAUGUAAAAACUAACGCUGCUCUGUUUGUUUGCUUAUUGUUUUAAAGAAGACGGAGUCUGGAGCAGCAGAGCAUCAGUUUAAGUGUCAGACAUGAGCGUCACGUUGGAUAUAAGACUGAAACGAGCCAACAAAGUUUAUCAUGAGGGGGAAGCGGUGACCGGUGUCAUCGUGCUGGUGUGUAAGGAGGCGCUGCAGCACCACGGCAUCACCCUGAACAUGGAGGGGCUGGUGAACCUGCAGCUCAGCUCCAAGAGCGUCGGCGUCUUCGAGGCUUUCUACAACUCUGUCAAGCCCAUCCAGCUGAUCAGCAGCAACAUCGAAGUGGCCAAAGCAGGAAAAAUCCCAGGAGGAAAGACUGAGAUUCCCUUUGAGUUUCCUCUGCAAACAAAAGGAAACAAAGUGCUUUACGAGACCUACCACGGUGUGUUCGUCAACAUUCAGUACACCCUCCGCUGUGACAUGAAACGCUCUCUGCUGGCCAAAGACCUGAGCAGGAACUGUGAGUUCAUCGUGCACUGUCAGCCACAGAAAGCUAAAGUUGUCCCCACUGCGGUCAACUUCACCAUCACUCCUGACACACUGCAGAACAUCCGCGACAGGAAUGUCCUGCCAAAGUUUCUGAUCAGAGGCCACUUAGACGCCACAAACUGUGUGAUCAGCCAGCCGCUCACCGGUGAGGUGGUGGUGGAGAACUCAGACGUCCCCGUCAAGAGCAUCGAGCUGCAGCUUGUACGAGUGGAGACGUGUGGUUGUGCUGAAGGUUACGCCAGAGAUGCCACCGAGAUCCAGAACAUCCAGAUAGCUGAAGGUGAUGUCUGCCACGGCCUUUCUAUUCCCAUCUACAUGGUGUUUCCCCGACUGUUUACCUGCCCCACGCUGGAGACGACCAACUUUAAAGUCGAGUUUGAAGUCAACGUUGUCAUCGUGCUUCAUGACGAUCAUCUGAUCACAGAGAACUUCCCUCUGAAGCUCUGCAGAGUCUGAACCUGUACGUCACAUCAGCGCUGACUUUGACAUCUCACACAACUGUGUGUUUUGAACAACAGAAACUUCCUGCCUUGGUCUAAAGUCAGACAAAGAAAUUUUGCUCAAGUGACUCUUCUUAUAAUGAAUUCAUUCAAUGGAAAAGAACCUGAUUUUCCAGAAUCCAGAUUUUCCUUGAAAUGUAGAUAACUGUGACCAAAAGUAUGUAUUUUUUUGUUUGUUUGUUUUUUUGUAAGUUAUGUUUCAACUUAAUUAAAAUCUCUUUUUUGAAAGUGCA